Danaus plexippus (monarch butterfly) is the source of this 2729-nucleotide messenger RNA. RefSeq names its product aryl hydrocarbon receptor (gene ss). Gene Ontology annotation, cellular component: nucleus; aryl hydrocarbon receptor complex. Gene Ontology annotation, biological process: regulation of transcription by RNA polymerase II. The transcript has 10 exons. Lineage: Eukaryota; Metazoa; Arthropoda; Insecta; Lepidoptera; Nymphalidae. Gene Ontology annotation, molecular function: transcription cis-regulatory region binding; protein binding; nuclear receptor activity. The record is from RefSeq and is a predicted model, not a curated record. Bases 435 to 1991 code for a protein of 518 amino acids.
UUAGGACAUCCGUCAAGCUGUCGCCGCACAUCCAGCCGAAUUACCAGCCGUUUCACCCCGAGGACGGCUCAGCCGGCAAGAUAGCCAGCGAGUCGAAGCUGCAACUGUGCGGCUGGGGCGGGCAGGGCUACGCUUUGGACGGCGUGGACACGAGCCUGCUUCGGCCGCCGCCGCAGCCUCACGCCAGCCAGCUAGGAACCGUUUACGCUACCAAGAGAAGGAGGAGGAAUGGAAAAAGCAUCAAACCACCUUCAAAAGACGGCGUCACGAAGAGCAAUCCAAGUAAAAGACAUCGAGAGCGUCUCAAUGCGGAACUUGAUACAUUGGCGUCUCUGCUGCCCUUCGAGCAGAACAUACUCAGCAAACUGGACCGACUCUCCAUACUGCGACUAUCAGUUAGCUACUUGCGGACCAAGAGCUACUUCCAAGUGGUCAUGCACAAAGAAAAGGAAGAGCUACACCGUCGUGAUCACACACACUACGAUCACAUCAUGCCGGAUGGGGAGAUGUUCCUGCAGGCUCUCAAUGGAUUCUUGAUGAUUCUUACAUGCGAAGGAGAGGUGUUCUUUGCUACGCACAGUAUUGAAAGUUACUUAGGCUUCCAUCAGUCAGACAUCGUUCACCAAUCAGUUUACGAACUGGUCCACUCGGAAGACCGCGAGGAGCUGCAGAGACAGCUUUUAUGGAACUCCUUCCUCCCCCCGGAAGCCAACACGCUCACAUUACAAGACGUUCUAAGAUCGGAGAGAGCUCACAUGUUAGAGAGAAGUUUCACUGUCAGGUUUAGAUGUCUUCUUGACAACACGUCAGGGUUUUUGAGGUUAGAUAUAAGAGGUCGCAUAAAGGUACUUCAUGGUCAAAAUAAGAAGACUGAAGAGCCACCCUUAGCGUUGUUUGCUAUCUGCGCACCUUUUGGACCACCAAGUCUGCUGGAAAUACCGCAGAAAGAAGUCAUGUUCAAGAGCAAACACAAGCUCGACCUAUCACUCGUGUCUAUGGACCAAAGAGGCAAGUUGUUACUUGGUUACACGGACGGCGAGCUGUCUAAUAUGGGCGGUUACGAUCUCGUACACUACGAGGACCUCGCGUAUGUUGCCAGCGCUCAUCAAGAAUUAUUAAAAACUGGAGCUUCAGGAAUGAUCGCGUACCGAUUUCAGACCAAGGACGGUCUAUGGCAGUGGCUCCAAACGUCCUCAAGACUGGUCUACAAGAACUCCAAGCCUGAUUUCGUGAUCAGCACCCACAGACCACUCAUGGAGGAAGAAGGCCGCGAUCUCCACGGGAAGAGAACAAUGGACUUUAAAGUCAGCUAUCUAGACACCGGCCUUACUAGUCUCUACUUCUCUGAAACAGAACAGCUCUCUGGUUGUGAAUCCACAGUGACAACGCCACCGCGAGCGGCUCGACGAUACAAAACACAGCUCAGAGACUUCCUCUCCACGUGUAGGAACAAGCGGCGGGUUCCGACCACACCCGCUCCUCCGCCGGUGGAGUACCUCGCCGCUGAUGUAGCGGCAGCCUAUACUAACCUCAACGGGACGUACACGGCCCCGUACGGGGAGUACCCCCCCGCCCCCACCCUCCACUACGCCCCUCCGCCCUUGGACGACAGAUUCCUAUCAGACAACAUCUUCCAUCAAUACAAACCCUUAUCCUAUCACUACACGUACCCGCCAAACGGUUUCCUAGAGCCGGCUCCGUACGAGGUCCCAUACCGGCCUCCGUCCAGAGAGUAUUACGUGGAUAGCCGCUAUAUGAACGUGGACCGUCGCUCACCAAACCCGGGGCCCAGUCCGGGCUCCAGUGGAUCCACGGCCCAGGACCCGAUGGACCCUGGAUCCGCGGACCGUAUCCAGGGCGGAGAGGUGCCGCGGCAGACGGUGCUGAUGUGGGGCGCCGGCGGCCAGGAGGUGGAGUACUCGCCCCCACAGUGUCCGUCGUUGGCAGGGCAACAUUGCGUCGAUCCAAAUCUUCCGACGGCCAUAGAUUAAGGUUAGUUUAAGGUUAUGACUUCGAGCACUCGAACGAUUUAAAUUAAAAUAUUUGUGAAAAUCCUCAUUUCCAACAAACAAUUCUUACAAACUGUCCGAUAACAUGAAAGUUAUAGAAAUAAAAUUUGUAUCCUUUUUAUUAUUUUACUGUUCCAACACAACAAAGUGCUCUUAGUCAUUAAAUUACUUGGUCUUCGUUAUGUAUAAUAAGAGCGUGUAUUGUCCAUACGGGUUAACCGAUCUUAGUUUUUGUAUAAUCGAGUCAUUUUAAGCGAAUUUAUCUUCCACUAAGAGUUCCAUUGUUAUUUAUAAAAUUGAUCUUAAAUUAUAAAAGCUAGCGAUAAGACAAACGAGUUUGAUAACACGUUCACAUAAUACCUUUAUCUGUACAAGCUGCGAUCUUGUGUGACAUGUAUCGUGACGACGUACGGUCUAUGUGACGUACUCGUAGACGCGGCUUUUGUUUCAAGGUUAUAACCACAGAGUACCAAAUAAAAUUCCACGUUUUUAUAAACAACACAGUUUUUAUAUUUAUUAUUAUUGAACACAUGAAUCCAUUUGAAUUGUAAAUAAAUAAUUAGGUUAAACGCUUUAACGACCUAUGUACUAUUGAUUGAUUAUUAUUAAUUUAACUGAAUAUAUAGUUAAGGUGAAGAUAAUGAGACAGUCUCUGUAUUUAUUUUAGUAGCAUAAUUAUAUAAUUAAAAGAAAAUCAAAUAAAUUUUUUCAUGCCACUGA